Paramuricea clavata is the source of this 408-nucleotide messenger RNA. The record is from the annotation of a GenBank genome assembly. Lineage: Eukaryota; Metazoa; Cnidaria; Anthozoa; Malacalcyonacea; Plexauridae.
AAUGGAGAGAUAACCGAUCCAAAUGAGUUAGCGGAAAGCUUCAAUGAUUAUUUUACUAAUAUUGGCCCAGAUAUUGCAAAAACGAUCGAUAAAGGUGACAGAAAUUUCACGGAUUACAUAACUAGAGUAACUAGCAAUUUUAAGUUCCAAGCUGUAUCUGAAUCGAAAGUUCAUAGACUUCUUUUGUCUCUAAAUCCCGGUAAAUCUACCGGUAUUGACAAAAUUCCAGCUAAAAUUAGUCGUAUUGCUUCCCCAGUAAUUGCAAAUUCCUUGGCAAAAAUUUUUAAUAGGGCAAUCACCAGUGAAUCCGUUCCAUCUGAAUGGAAAGCAGCGAGAGUUACACCUUUACAUAAAAAAGGCCCUCGAAACCUGUUAAAUAAUUAUCGCCCUAUAUCCAUUCUUCCUGUU